Monomorium pharaonis (pharaoh ant) is the source of this 6424-nucleotide messenger RNA. Its product is annotated as ankyrin repeat and BTB/POZ domain-containing protein BTBD11. NCBI's taxonomy places the organism in Eukaryota, Metazoa, Arthropoda, Insecta, Hymenoptera, Formicidae. The record is from RefSeq and is a predicted model, not a curated record. The coding region runs from base 1154 to 5026 and encodes 1290 amino acids. Gene Ontology annotation, molecular function: protein heterodimerization activity. The transcript has 15 exons.
CUUAUCGCAUUUCGAUAAACGCAUACGUACGACCGAUAACUCGUACGUGGCAUUUGGUACUCGCAAGAGUUUCCGGCAGGUGGCGACGGUGCAAUUAACAAUCUCGCGCGAGUCUUUUUUUCCUCUCGUCCCUCUUCUUCGACGGUCUCUCCGCUGGACCGAAAGUCGUCUCGGGAUCGGGAUGCUGCAUAAACGCGGCAACUGUGUUAGCGGUAAUUGACAGCCGCCGAAAAGCGCCGACGACGACGACGACGGCGACUCGAUCGGUCGCGGCGCGCGCCCUCGAAUCGGCGGAAAAAAUAGACCCGUCGCGAAUUAGAUCUCGAAUUAACGGACGGUGGGUGCAUAUCGAGUGAUUUAUCCGCGCAUCUCGCGGGAGACGUCUCUCUCCCGCGCGGCUGCGCCCAGGCGCGUCGUAUCGGAUCGGAUCGCGUCGGUCGGCAUCGAGGCGACCGUGCGGCAUCCCGCUGACCGCAAGAGAAAGAGAGAGAGAGAGAGAGAGAGAAUUUUUUUAAAGACCCGGGCGUGUUUACAGUUCCACGCUCGCGCGUGUCGAGAGGCUUGUUCCCUGCGGAAGGCUGUGCCCGCUCUCGUCCACCUUCCGUACUUUAAACGCAGCAGAAACGGCGUCGUCGGCCCAGGUUCGAUUCGGGCGUUUAAAUACGGGGGAUCAUCGAACGCGCACGAUCCUUUCAAACGCUCCGCGGAACGGGGUCGAAGUGGACACGCGCGUUCGAGGCGCCGCUGGUGAUUUUUUUUUUGUUUUUGUUUUGUUUCGGUCGGGCGUCGGGGAUCGAGAUUUUUCUGUGCGCGCGUCGGGAGCCGAAACAAAUAACGGAACAUCCACGGUUCCACGCUCCGAGAGUGUACUUGGUUUUGAUCUUCAAGGUGCUCGGGAAGAGAGAUUAAUAGGUCUUUCUGUGCGGGAGCCUGCGACUCCGAAAGUCGGAUCCGAAAGGGAAAAGAUUGCAGACGGACGGUGAAAAGUGCGGCUGAAAGGGGACGAGCCUGUGCCGUCCAUGUCGGACAAUACGGUGCACGACGAGUGAGACGGAAAUUCUCGUUGGAGGAGACGCGAAGACCUUGGUCGCGAGAGUGCAGCUCGGUCCCCUCGUUUCCUCCGAGAUAUGUGCCCUACGGCGCGAGGACGUAGAUGCGCCCCUUUCUAUCGACGCGUCGAACAACUCUGGGUUUUUCAGCGGUGCUAGCUCCCGGAGACAUUAUGAAUCUGGAACGGCCGACGAUGGACGGCGGUUGCGGGCAGCAGCCGGCGCUCUUCCUAGGCGGCACUUCCGGCUGGAGCGGCAUCUCCAGCCCUCAGCAGUCGGCCGUGCAAACCGCGAGCACUCCCACGGAGAACUACGGGGGACCACUGAGCCUGAGCAUCUGCAUAUCCGAUUCGGGUCACGAGAUACUCCGUCCGAAGCCGCGACGGCCGGGCGGUGGCAAUAACCGCGAGAUAUAUAGUCCCUCUUACUCUAAGAAUUUCACGGAGAAUUCCUCUAAAAGUGGGGUCCACGACAUGGUCCAUAUGAUACCAGAAAGAGAUACGGACAGCGUGGCGCCGACACCGACCCCACAGCAUCCGCGUCACUCCCAACACCACCAUCUCAGUUUACACGAACUCCGUGCACUUCAGAGGCGGCCGGAAUGCACCGGCAACAGCUCCUCCGAUGAGAAUCGAUCGUCCGGACACGCGAGCAUGUCGGACACCGGUGGCCACACGAGCAGCAGUUCGCCACCGCAUCGUCAUCACAGAACUCACAGUCCUCAGCAACUAAAUGCCGUGCCUGAGGACGACCGACUCUCGGCAUCGGUUACCCAAAGGAAUGGCAGGAGUCGGUCCGGUCAAAACCGCAAUCGGCACCGGGCUACUCCCGCUAAGCUGCAGGUACCAUGGUCGGGUUCUGGUUUGGAGGAUAUAAAAUUAGCGAUCCAACAGCUGACGAUGCGCUCGCACAAGUCUUCGUCCACAUACUCUUCGUUGAGCGGCUCAGAAAGCUCGGAACCCGCAGUGAGGAGGCUGAUGCGACACUCCAGCCUGGAGACGAUCAACACCAAUGUGACCAGCGCCGAUGAGUUCGUCUGGGUAGAUUCUCACAAUCGUCUGGUAGAACUGCAGCAGCUACCGUGGACUCAUCACGAUGUGCUGCGUGUACUUCAAAACGGUCGCACGAGGGAGCACAUGGAACAAGUCUCGAUGGAGACGAUCCCGCGGCUUUCCUACCUUCUUCAACGCGCGCUAGUCAGGAUAGGCCGCGAGACUCAGAGAUUGGCGAAGCCCAUAGGUCUCUGUAGUAAACACGAGGUGUACAGCGCCUUCAAAAUCGUACUCUGUCCGGCUCUAGCGGAUUCUUGCACCAAGGCUUGCCUUCGAGCUGCCGCAAUGUUCGCUGUAUCUGGCGAUCAGUUGAAACAAUCGAAGGCAUCCCGUUCGGGGCUGCAAUUGCCAGUCGGACGUUUCUUACGUUGGAUGUCCGAUGUGAGACUCGGGCGGAUGAUUCACGAGUACGCCGCGAUAUAUCUGACGGCCGGGAUCGAGAAUCUCCUAGAGGAGAUACUGCUACAAUGCGUGCCGACCGAACCGCAUACGACCCUCACGGCGACAAUGCUGGAGCACGCUAUAGCCAACAGCGGCGACUUAUGGGGCCUGUUACAGCCAUAUGCGCAUCUCAAUGCUGGUCGAACGGCAUCGGGCGCUCUCGCGAUGCCUCGUUGGGCAAGUGUAAGUUCUUUGAACUCGUCAUCGUCGUCGCGCAGUGGACGGGACGUAACUCAGUCGGCUUUGGAACCGUCGUUGCUUACGACCUGUGUGGGAUCGAUGGCGGAAUUGAUAGAUUUGAUUUCUAAAGUAGCGCAAGCGGGACGCUGUCCCAUACCACUGACAACGAGAGCAUUACAUGCCCUAUUUUAUUACAUGAGAUGCUCACAGCUGGAGCACGGAGAACGUGGAUCUGGAAUUCAAGAAUUAGCAUACGAACGAGCAUAUGUAGUACUGCCACCGUUAGUAGAGUGGUUACGGGUAGCUGCAGCACAUGCCGAGCACAGACAUGGUUUGGUCGUGGAUCAAGAUGACAUUAAUCAAGCUGCCCGACUAUUGUUGCCUGGAGUAGAUUGUCCCGUUCGACCGAUAAGCUCUGAGGAAAUCGCAGUGUGUUCAAAGCGCAUCGAUGAUACCGAAUACGUUCGAUUGCUGACGAUAGACAUGGCCUUUAAGAUGUUGCUCAGCGGACGAACGGAUCUCAUAGCCCAGGCAAUGUCACUGCUGCCUUUGACGAAAAUCAACACGGUGAAUGACGCCGGAUUCACGGCUCUGAUGUUGGCGUGCAUUAACGGCGAUGAAUCAGCUGUGAUAACUCUACUGGACGCCGGGGCAGAUUUGAACAUUGAAAGCCCGCCACCCAUGACAAGCUCAUCGUCAAACACACCUUCCAAGAUUCCACAAACGUCUGGUAUAUCGAACGUUAGAAAUCCGAUUAAUCAGACAGCAAUGAUAACACCCAAUAAAACAUCGAACGCGAACGUAGCGUCUAAUAGUUCCAACAGUCCUGGUGGAGUUACCUCCAGUGGCAUGUGUUACGCGCAAACCGCCUUCAACGCGGAAACACAACACUGGACUGCUUUAACUUACACGGCUUUGUUGGGCCAUUGCAAUAUCGCUAGAAUAUUGCUGGAAAGAGGUGCCGCGGUGGAAGGCGGUGCAAAACUCAGUGAGGAUAAAUGUACAGUUACGCCUUUACAAGCAGCCACAGCAUCAGGAAACAAUGAGAUGGUAGCUCUACUCUUGGCACACGGAGCGCAGCCGUUUCUAUCUACUUUAAUUAAGGAUUCAUUCUCCUACUCUGGUUCUGUACAACGUGGUUCUUACAGCGCAAUCUCAGUGGCCACAGCGCAUGGUCAGAGAAGCUGUCUUCAUCAAUUGUUAUCGCACCCACUCAACUUCUCGGCCAAACGAGGAGAGAAAGAGAUAUUAUCAUUAGAAGAAAUAUUAGCUGAAGGUAACGCCGGUAAUAAUUCUCAACAGACUGCCGAAGAAAGAGGCGCUCGCAGAGAAGGCAAGGAACCAGUAUUUAAUAAGAUACAAACGAAGGCGUUACAGGAAGCGAUGUAUCACAGUGCGGAAAGCAAUCAUUUAGAUAUUACCAUGGAACUUCGUGGACUAAAAGUAGGCUGGACAUUGCAUUGCUGGAUGCACAGUCUCGCGACAGCUCAUGAAAUGCGACUGGAUUCGGUUAUAGAUCAAUUACUUCAAGAUUUUCUCCAGGUCUGCCCGGACGAUUAUUCUACGCAGUUCGUGCAGGAGUGUUUGCCACUUUUAUUCAAUAUUUUUAGAUAUAGUAAGAAGGAAGGUACGACGCUCUUGCUCGCUGAUAUAUUUUGUACAUAUUUCGGAUGGGAGCCGAUCAAGCCAAUUAGAGAUACUACACUUUCGAGCGGAUCAAGAAUUGAUCCAAAGUUUGUGAACAAUCCAGAAUUAAGCGAUGUACAAUUUAGAGUCGAAGGUCGCGUUUUCUAUGGUCAUAAAAUUGUACUGGUUACAUCUUCCCCGAGAUUUAGAAAUAUGUUGAGCUCUAAAUUAUGUGAAGGCAAUCCUCCCAUUGUGCAGAUUAAUGACAUAAGAUAUCACAUAUUCCAGAUGGUUAUGGAAUUUCUUUAUCACGGUGGUUGCACUACUUUGGAAGUUAAUCAAAGUGAUGUCCUGGAAUUAAUGGCAGCAGCCAAUUUCUUUCAACUCGAUGGCUUGCUCAGAUACUGUGAAGCACAGUGUUCCACGAUGGUGGAUCUUGACAAUAUUGUUUCUAUGUAUAUUCAUGCAAAGGUAUAUAAUGCGGCACAGCUCUUAGAAUAUUGUCAAGGAUUUCUGUUACAAAAUAUGGUAGCUCUUCUGACGUAUGAUGAUUCAGUUAAGCGUUUGUUGUUCGCAAAAAAGUUACCGAAUCACGAUGUUCUUGCGGGGUUACUACUCACACUGCAAUCGCGAAUAAAAGCCAGGCGAUCUCAACAACAAAACAAAAUAAAAGCUUAGGUGUCCAUAGACUUCUUUGUAUUACGAUAUACAAUGACCUAGUUUACAUCGUGCAUUUGAUACGCGUAUCAAGUACUAUAUUUGUAACAAAAUCGUACUAAAUAUGUAGUACACACGAUGUAAACGCUGCCAGAUCAACUUGGUACGAGCGUAUCAAAUAGGAGUAUCGUACUAAACUGAUACGCGUAUCAAGUGAUGCAAAUGACGAUGUAAACGCAUGAAAUGUAGUUUGAAGAAAAUUUAACAUUAAGCAUAACCUCAAUUAAAACUGGUUAUUAAAAUGUCUUGUAAAAAAGGACUGAAUUGGGGAGAAGAAACGCGAACGUUUAUAGAAUUAUGCACAGAGAAGCAAAUAAUUUUAUUAAUGGACGGGAAAAAAAUACAAACAUGUGGAUAUUUUUAAUUCAUUAGUUGAAGAUAUGGAGAAAAAAGGAAAACUGCCCAACAGAUGAAAUUAAAAUUAAAAAAUUUAAAGCUUGCCUACUUUAAAUGUAAAAGAGAAAAUAGUGUUAGAUAAAAAAUUUCUUAGAUUAUAUAAACAUAAUUUUAGUAGACGUAAUAAGGUUCACCGUUUUGCUCUUAUCAUAUUUAUCAUUCGUUUUCUUCGAAUGUAUUGUAAAAUUUUAAACAUAAAACUUAGCCAUACACUUUAUUAUGCGUAUUUUUUCGUUGUUAUUACAUGAAUUAAAUUCGUAUUAUAUUUUUCCCUUGGUACAUUCGAUGUAAACGCACUCGUACUAACGCUUUGGUGCGCACCAAACUUAACACGCGUAUCAAGGUUUUGACGAUGUAAACUAGGCCAUUAUAUGUAAGAGCUGUGUAAAAUAAUAACUUUAUAUAAUUUCUAUCUAGAAGUACUGAGAUUUAACAUUAUUGAGACUGGUAUUAAUACAAAACUGGAUAUUGGCCUAUGUUAAAAGGUCGUGUACAAGUUUUAUUGCAUUUGAAUAAUUUUAAAUAAUAUAAUUUUGUUAGAUAAAAUUGUUAGAAGAACGUAUUUAUAUAUGUAUAUAUUAAUAUAUUAAUUUAGAACGUUAUAGAGCACGUAUAUGUGCUGUAUUCAUGAAGACAAUAUCUCUACGAGAAUCGUGUCUUUCAUGAAUAUUCCUUGUAAAUAAGAUUAUAUUAGUGUAAAACAACUUUUAUGUGGAUAUAAAUUUUUCACACAUAUGUCAAUAGAAAUCUUAUAGAAAUAUAGAGAUUUUUAACCUUUUACUGAAUACGAACUUUCUGAUGACAAAAGUUCUCACUACUGUAGUAUGCAUAUAUCUUGCCAUAAAUUUUGUUAUGUUACAAAUUACAUAACAAAAUAUCUGUUAUUGGACGUAAAGAGUAAUAAUUUUUGGUAUUAUUUUUCUAUUAGCGACUUGGAAAUUUAAUAAAAAUGGAUAUCUCCAA